Molecule: messenger RNA, 10058 nt
Organism: Dermacentor silvarum
Lineage: Eukaryota; Metazoa; Arthropoda; Arachnida; Ixodida; Ixodidae
Product: myelin regulatory factor-like protein
Exons: 26
Coding region: 260-3928 (1222 amino acids)
Biological process (GO): positive regulation of DNA-templated transcription; protein autoprocessing
Cellular component (GO): nucleus; endoplasmic reticulum membrane
Molecular function (GO): sequence-specific DNA binding; DNA-binding transcription factor activity
Source: RefSeq, a predicted model, not a curated record
CUCCGGCGAAGCGGCAGCGGCGGCCGCAGCGGCGUUCAGCCAGCGCCGAGCAGCCGCAGCUAGCGCUGCGCAAGUGACAGUGAACAUGGUGCCCCGCCGAUCGCGACGCUUCUUUCUGGCCAGCUAGCGGUGCUUCCCCGACGUGUCCCUUGUGUGUGCGUGCACCAGUGACCAUGGUGGGUUCCUGAUCGACGUCGUAACCCGGAGUUACCGCACCGGUGCCGCUCAAUCGGCCCCCGAAAACACAACGACGCGCGUCAUGGAUGUGGUCGGCGAGGACCAAGCGCUGCAGGCGGUCUUGGGCCGAACUGACUUCGGUGGCAUCGACAACGACGCCCUCGACUUCAGCCAGUUAGAAGACUACAUCAACAACGACGGGAACAUCUACUUCCACGAUGAGCUGGUGAGCGGUGAGCCCCCGACGCCUGGCAAGCGACCGUGCGGUCCCGCCCCGCCAACUCCGGCUGGAUCCGGCCUCGGCUCUCUGGGGCAGCGCGACGCGCUGCCUUCCGUGGCCGCUCUGCUGCACGGCGCUCUCUCGCCGGCAGAGGCCGCCACCAGCGCACCCCAGCCUACGGCAAACUCCGGCCAAGCACUCGGGAACGGUAGCCGGCAGCACCUACUUCCGGAGAGUCCACCUGACAGCGGUUCCGAGCCUCCCUUCUCUCCAAUCGCAGAUGCAGCAGACGGGACAAAGGUGACCGGUUCCGGCCACGUAAUGCAGUCGUCACCGAGGCAGGUUCCUCCGAUUCUGCCACUACAUCUAUCCUACCACCCGGCAACGUCAGCAGCCUCUGUGCAACACCAGCAACCUCCCCCACCACACCUUGGUGCCACGCAGGCCCCUGGAGGCUUCCAGACCAGGGACCCAACUGGGGCUGCUGGUGGUCACGGUUUGCACCUCCUGCCUGGUAAUCUUGCCAAUGACAGUGAGCAGCAACAGCAACAGUUACUCAGCAUGCUCAGCAUGCCUCCUCAACAGUCAUCCGUUGUACCACUCUACAGAAGGUUCCUCCAACAGCAGGCACACCUUCAAGAUCUGGAGGACUUGGGCCGAGAUGAUUUCAUGCGUGAAGAGAUUCCCGACUGCUCUGGUAGCUCAAAUCCUAAGCGAAGACGACUGUCGGAUGCGAGUCAAUCCAAUGGCCUCGUGCAAGUGAAACAGGAACCAGCUGGGCCUGCAGUUACAGCAGCGGCAUCAUCAGCAGCAACAGCAGCCGCGGCAUCCGAUGGUGCAGCACCUUCACUGUCCCUCGUGGAUGAUGAGUGCAGCUAUGAUGCUGCUGCAGGCGGUAGUUCGCUCGACGGGAGUGGCUUCGCAGACUCCAAUGUGCCCUGCAUUAGCUUCCAAAACUUCCAGGAGCACACGUGGCUCCCACUCCAUGACAGGACUCUCCAACCACUGCAGCAAGUUGUGUUUCGAGCCGAUGCUGACAAGGGCUUCAACUUCAGUGCUGCAGAUGAGGCGCAUGUUUGCCAGAAGAAAAACCACUUCCAGGUCACUGUGCACGUGCAAGCUUUCGGGGAUCCUGCCUAUGUCAAGGUCCCCGAUGGACGUCUGCAAAAGAUUGAUGCCUUCUACCUGCAUUUCUUUGGUGUCAAGAGGGAGUCACCAUCGCAGACCAUCAAGGUGGAACAGUCACAAGCUGAUCGCACCAAAAAGCCUUUCUAUCCUCUUCCGGUCGACUUGAGCAAUAACCAGGCUGUGAAGCGCACAAUAGGGAGGCUGCACUUCAGCGAAACAACAUCCAACAACAUGCGCAAGAAGGGAAAGCCAAACCCAGACCAGCGCUAUUUCUACCUGGUGGUCAGCUUAUGUGCCCACUGUGGUGAUGCCGUCUACACCAUCGCGGCGCAGUCCUCUCAAAAAAUCAUUGUGCGAGCCUCCAACCCUGGCCAGUUUGAAAGUGACAUGGAGUUAACCUGGCAAAAGGGAUCGACGCACGACGCCAUCUACCAUAUGGGCCCUGUAGGAAUAAACACAGAAAGAACUGAUGAGAAGCUGGUUGUUAAUGGAAAUAUAUUGCUGUCAGGCCAUCUCAUUCAGCCAUCCGAUGAACGGGCAAAGUCAGAUGUUGUUGAGCUUGACACCAGAGAACAGCUCAAGAAUGUGGCAAACAUGCGCAUCUAUCGCUACCGCUACAUACCUGAGUAUGUGGAGCAUGCAGGCCUUAAAGAAGUGUCGGACACCGGUGUGUUGGCUCAGGAAGUGCAGCAGAUUCUUCCUGAUGCCGUGCGUGACGGUGGUGAUGUGCUGCUCGGCAACGGUGACUGUAUCGAGGGCUUCCUGGUCGUCAACAAGGAGCGCAUUUUCAUGGAAAAUGUUGGGGCUGUCAAGGAACUCUGCAAGGUGACCGACAGCCUCGGGACUCGAAUUGAUGAGCUGGAAAAGAUGAACCGUGCGCUCAACAAAAUUAAACGGGUUGACAGCGUCAGGUCCUGUUCCAGCAGUAAUAGCACAGUUAUCAGUCGCAGUUCCUUCCCCUCAAGGAGAAAUGCAUUGAGGGGCAAGAAGAAACAGGAAAAGCCCUUCUGCAGCAACAAACUUGUCCAAGGGACUAUAACUAUUCUCAUACUUGUCAUGGCAUUCUGCCUAGCUGCCAUGGCAUCAUUGUACAUUCUCGAAUGGCAGCGAAGGAAUGAUCUGGUAGCGAGUAGUUCAAUCAAUCGUCAUGUAUUGCCUGUAAACAGCAGCAGCCAAGCGGAACAGGGUACAAAAGGGCACAGCAACUCUGUUGACAAUGCCACUAAGUACAAGGACCCAGCAGACUCAACCAAACUUCAUCACGAUGAAAAUGAGUCCAAACUGCCACCCACCACAAGACGGAAAGGAACAGACACAAGCAGUGCAGUGCCCAUACCUUCCAAUGCUGCUGGCUCAGCAACACGAUGGACGCAGCCGUCAACCACACCUAUGCCUCCCUUGGCCACAACUUCUGUGCCCAUCCUGCAGCCCAAGGUGAUUGGUACACCCCCGGAUUGCUUAGAUGGCGUGCUGACAUCGUGUACUGCUCACUGCUGUGUGGCUGCUAUUCCUGAAUCUCAAGACAGCAAUGCUCAAAGGGUGGGUCCUGCAGUUGUUACUGCCACCGAGGCCUCCAAGUCAUCAGACAAGUCCAAUAACAGUGUACCAGACUCACCGGACCUGUCCAAAGCAAAACAGCCACUGGAUGACCAGCCCUUGCUGGACCACCUGGCUGACACUGGCAGUGGCCGAGUGUUUGUGGAUGUGCAAGAUAACAGCGCCCAGUGGGGCAAGCUGGGAGUGGUGCCCACUGCCCUCGUUCCACCUACACAGCCUUCACUUGAGCUGGGAUCUCUGCCUACGGUUGUGGAAACAGACCGUGUCCAGGAUGCCGAGGUCAAGCGUGCCGAGCACACUGACAAUGGUGCUGACAGCAUCGAUGCACUGGCUUCCUCCCAUCGCCGUUCCAAGGCCAUGAACGGCAGGAAAGGGGGCCACACAGUCGUUCAGUCAAUUCGACUACUUGAACUCAAUGUGACACUUGGCCAGGAGUACUGCAAUACACUACAAUGCAUCCUGAGGUCUGGGCCUACGUUCAGCUACCUGGUGCCACUGUCACGUUAUAUGCCUCUGCAGUAUGUUACUCUGCAGUUCAGCCUUACAGGUCCACACAAAAUGGCAAGCUGCAGCCCUCCAGAGAAGCAGAUAGGCUGUCCAGCUCCUCUGCCAGGGCUGGAUACACGACCCAUGGCUUCAUUUCUGCCUCAAGACAGAAACCACUGGGCAGAGGAAGCUGCGCCAUCUUGGAGAGUACCAAUUGGACUUUUCCUGCAAAGCAGCUACAACUUCAGAAUUCUCAAGCAAGGGGAACACUUCGAACAGCCCUGCAGCUUACCAAAGAGCAAGGCUGGUGAAUUGUUCUGGGAUUACAGCGUCACAUUCCACAGGCACUGCGAGAAGUGAAGCAGGAAUUGCCACACAUGACUCGUUAAUGCCUGAGCAGCACAGUGAGGCACAGGUGCUCCUGUCACGAAGAAGUGGACUGAGUUGGUGCCCAUCUCAAAAUGGCGGACAAAUCGCAACGCGAAGUGUGAAGUGCUAAGCGCCAGGCCGAACACAAACGGCCCCUCGACCCCAACUUCAUCACCCAAGUCAACAGGCCCACGUGCACAGCCCGACAAGCUGUGUGCCCACUUGAACUCUUGAGUGCCGUCAUUGUAAAUAAGACUUGAGUGACUGCGCUGGAAGGCUGCAUUGUCCAUACACAUUCCGUCCAGACUAGCCACGCCACAGCUGACGAGGGUUUCACAAUGCAAGUGACUGCAGAUCUACUGCACUAUACCAGCACAGCUCGGUGUCAUUUUCGUUGGAAUACUGUAAAAAUAUUGACUCGCAAGCUCAAUAUAUCACCUUAUUUUUUAUUUUUCACCCGCGCUCAUGCUUUGAAAUAGUUCACAGACAUCAAAUUUUGGGAAGUGGAUGCGUGUUUAAUGUAAGUGGAAAUUGUUUACAGCAGUGGUUUUUGAUGAAAUGUAGGCCUUGUAGAAGGCAGUGGAUGCUACAAGCCAUAAAAAAUUCAAAUGGACUGCUCCAAGUAGCAAUUAAGUCUCACAGAAGCUAGGCCUCCAUGAAAAUUAAGUUCUCCUGACAUGCUGCAAGGGUAGUAAAAACACUAAGAAAAAAAGGUGGAAAGAAACCCUCUGGCAUGUGAAAAGAGGGUGCACUGUUCACUGUGCUUGCAUGAAUAUAAUGCAGCUGCAUACAUAAGGCAGUAGACCUUACAAGGCCUGAUAUAUUUUAAAAAAUUUGAAUUGAUGCUACGACCAUGACAUGGUCUGAUACUGCAUACCACAACUCUAGCCAAGGGCUUGGAAAAGCAAAUUUGUGCAAAGACUUCUAGAGAAGCUGUCUGUGAGCUGUUUGUUCAUUCUGUCCAUCUCCAUUUGCUCAUUGUCGCUCUCCAUGUGUGGUGCAACUUAACAGUGAAGUUUGGUCCCCAUAAACUUUGCUUUGGUGCCAUCAUUGCAUUGUGCUUCUUUUUUUUAAUAUUGUGACCAGCUCACAGAUUAUGGAAUUCGUAAUAUUUCUCUCUUUUAGCAAUCACGAAAAUGUGUUGUAGUACUUUUUAAGAUGUUUCUUCCAUGGCAAGUUUCAACAACUUGUUGCUUUUUAAAAGUGUUUCUUAAAUUUUUCAGUACUCAUGACACCUGUCAGCUGGAGGUUUUAAGCAGCAUGGAGUGUUUAUUUUUUAUUAUAACACAGUGGUUGUCAGCGCUAAGCAGCUAGAAACGGUUCAUUCAUAUCAUGGAAGCUUCAGGCAUCAAAUGCAGACACAAUGGUAUACAAGUGCUUCUGGCUUGCAGGAACAACAUAUUGGUGAAUGAUCAGGCCUCGACUGGUGAACAAGGACAUGUUCAUGGCAAAGGCUCAUGUAUUCCUUGUGGUAUAUACAGUUCUCAUCCGAGUUGAAGCUAAUGCCAUCUAUAAUAACUAUGUAUUUAUUUUACCGAAAUAUCUUACGCAAAAUUUUGACAGCGGAAGUGCAGAAAUCGUAAUCUUAAACAGGCAAUGACGUGAAACAUUAGCUUUCGUUUUUAUUUAUUUUGGGAACUUUCUGUUUCCUCUUGCUUCAGUAUUCGUAACGAUUCUGUUACAUGCUUUUUAACUGCUAAAAUCAAAAUAUUUUAUAUCUGCAUAAACCGAUGCACUGUGAUGCACCUCUAGAUUUAGCUCUAAUCUAUGUGUCUAGUCAAAGGAACUAUAAACAAAAGAAUUAACUCAAGCUAGAGCUACAGAUUAUCCUUAGAGAAUAGCAUGCAUGCAUCUUUAAAUGCAAACAGGGCUCCAUUGAGCAAGAAAACAGAGUUGAAGUCAAGUAUGGAUGUCAGCCAAACCAUUUUUCAGUGGUGCAGCGUGUGAUGCAAUACGGAAAUGCAUAGCAGUUGCUACGGCCGAUUGUAUGUUUUGGAUCAGGUGCCUUUGCUCUUAACGUACGCCAAACAUUGCAAAAGACACAGGUGGGGGAAAAGACUACACACACUCAGUGGCAGCUAAAAGCUUUAUUCUGCACUCGGCACAAUAAAGUUGAACGGAGAUGUAGUCGUCAGACCCAGUAGGCCACAAAAGUUUGCAGGACACAGGAUCUGUGAGAAAGCUGAAUUCCCACGAAGCCUGCCUACAUAACCUCAAUUUCAAGGUUUCAGUGGGUAGUAGCCUUUGCACCACGCACAGUGAUCCAUUAAAUUGGAAGCACCAUGCCUUAACCGAGAGAAAUUUACGUUCAUCGUGGAACCUGUGCCUAGUAGACUUUCCUGGUCGGCUGUACAAGAAAGCAGUCAUCAUGGUCGCUGACGAAAAAACAGCCAGGAAAGGUGCGAUGGCGAGAUGGUGGGUCCGUUGCAAUUCCAUGAUUUACAGCAUCUUGCUUGUUUGUGUUAUGCUGCCUUGCUGGUGUUGGCGAGUGCAAUGGUUGCUUCUUUCUUGCAUGCCUUUCUUAGUGCUUAUAGUUUAUCUGUCUAACACUCGUGUCACCUUUUUUUUUUUCUUCUUAAUCUGUUGCGCUGUUCACUCUAUAGAACUUAACUAGCCCAAGUCAACACCUUGCUUCUUGCUAACUCAUAUCUAGUUCCCCCUUCGUUCACAUGGUCCUGUGAUGGGGCUCACAUAAAUCUUGUUAAGCUGCUCAUUCCGAGAAAAGGUAGUUAGGUGCUGCCCUUUUUUUUUUUGCCAUAUAUGUAUCAUAGUUUAGGGCUCACUCAAGUUUUCUUAACACAAGUAGAAAUGCUAGUACUUGUAUAAAAGAACUGUUGACUGCAUUCCAUUUUUUGAAUGAAGUGAUUUCGAAGGUCUGGCACCCAUCACCUUUCCUUUACCAAAUAUUGGAGCAUGCUUCACUUGCUCCCAUUUCAAAGGCAACCUUUAUAUCAGCACGCCUGACUAACAUUUCCUUCCUAAAGCGGUUUCACGCCUGGCCUAUGUUAACACCUUCAGCUGUCACUGCUUUCGAAAGCAAUGCAAUAACCUGGGGACUUUCGAGGGACCCAUGGCUAGUCUUCAAUCUCAGCUCGACAUAGUCUUUUAUGCUUUCUUGCAAGUGUCACAUCCUGAGGAUGCAAUGACAGUGCGAGCACCAAGUGCCCCCUUAUUUUGUGAACUCGCAGUGCUCUUCAAUUUAGUCUUGAGUUGCACUGUAAAUUAUGCGCAACAUAUAAUUCAGUGUACCUCUAUCACAGUCAGUUGUUUGCAGCACGACAGCCAUGUUUAUCAAAGCAACCUAAAAUACCAGUGGUUAAAGCCUCUUACUGUACAUCAAGCCCUUUUACUAGUGGUCACUCAAGACAACGGCCCUUACUGUUGCCAGCACUACUUUUUAUGCCAAGCAAAACAAAGAUAUACAAGCCUGCUGCACCAAGCAGUUUUAAUGUGUCAAACGGUUGCUUGCAUCGCCAGAAAAUGCCGAGGGCCAAGUACUCAAGCAAUGCUGAAAGCAAUACGGAGCUGUGAAACUACUGCAAGUGUGCUUAUUAGAGCGGUAUAAGUGUGUUAAAAAGGUCUUAUUUUUCUUUCUCUUUUGAAGAGAGCUGCAGUUCACCAACUCGUGAAACUCUCAGCCAGAUGUGGCAUAUGGCUAUGAUCUCUCCAUCGUUAUUGCUCCGUGGUCCUUGUGGUAGACCUGGCACUUCUCUUGACCAGGGGUUGUGUGUGUGCCAUUGCAGAAAUCAUUGAUGCACAUUCAUUUUUGUUCACAGUACUAUGUAUCGUAGUGCAAUAUGACAUGCUAUGUGCAACUGUUUUUUCCAGAAGGGGUCUCGAAGCAUGCAUGCACAAUUUAUAUGGACACUGUAUGCUUAAAAAGCGUUUGGCUAGUGGCAUCAGAAAAGUCCAUCACUAUUGUAAAUGAGAGAAAGAAAAAGUAUGUGUACUCGACAUUCACUAAGAGCUCCUGCCCUUUCCAUUCCGAAACGGGCAUUUUCCUACACAGCUUGCGCUCGGCAAUUCCCGCAGUCCCAAACCGGGUCCUUCAGCCCAUGACCAUACUGCAAAGGCAAAAUGUGCUGUGUUAACUAUGUAAUGCCUUGGCAGUUAAUGGUGCCAAAAGGCCAAGCUUAAAGGAACCAACAACCGACAAAAAUGCACUAGGAGGUUAUGGUGGAAACGACAGGAUUGUGCUUUAUGUUGAUAGAAUAUAAACUAUAUCCAGAGACCGAUAUUAGUGACUCAAUCAGGAAUUGUAAUGUAAGACGAGAUGAAGCAACACCACUACAAAACACUAGUACUACACAGCCUCUCCGCACAAUUACAAACCAUUAUGCGUAACUUCAAGUGCAGUGUGAUUUUUGCUUGAAGUGCUCAGUCAGAUUGUAUUCGCAUUUCUGAUCUUUCCAAUGCAUACUAUGAUGUAAAAUGCUCUUGCUAAUAGAGAGUUUUAGUAUAGCGUAAGUGGCACCACGCUAUACGCGAAGAAAUAGCGGGGUCAAACUGCGCAGGGGCCAGAAGCCACGUCAGCUUUCCGUGCCUCUGCUAUUUCUUGAAUUAAGCACAAGACACUAACAGUUGCACAAAUGGUUUAGCGUGAAAAACAUGGCGGCGCCUUCGUGGAGAGAGUUCUUCGCUUCACAUCUGUCGUCGUCCUACGCUGUCUGGUCUAUUCGUUCCCCGCAGGUGCUUGCAUUUGUCUUAGACUUGUGUCGUGAUGGUUCAACAGCAAAGUAUUAAUGACAACAGGGUGCCAUUUCCUAAAUCCGUCCUCAAUUUUUCGGGGCUUUAGGCUUAACAAGAGUGGCUGUACUAUGUACAUGGCCUCCGAGAUUCGGCAGUGCCAGCAACAAAUCACGUGUAGCCCGAUCUCAAAGGCCAUAGAUCAAGAAUGUUUGUAUUUUGUUUGUAGUACAGAGGGCACCACAAGCUAAAUCAUAAUUCACAGAAAAAUGAAGUGCCACCGUAGUCAUUGGUGUGCUCACAAUAUGCAUACAUCAUUGUAUUAGACUGCCAUCUUAUGUUUGGCAAGUUUACUUGUACUAUGUCAACCUUUAUAUCUAGGUGGCGUCGCAACUGUUUGCAUUAGCAUUCCAUUCGGUUUCGCUGUUGUCAAAGACUAGUUCGUGCAGUGCUUCGAAACGUACAAUAGCACUAACGUUGCUUCACUCGCUCACGCUAACAUUUUACACUAUACUAAAGCUCUCUAGUAAGUGCCACUGCUUUUGCAUCAGUAAGCGAAACAAUAUUGCCGUUCAUUGCAUGAAAACCCACAUAAUUGCUUCUGUACAAGGUGCAAAUACAGAAGCUAAUUAUAUGGGUUUUCAUAUAAUGAACGGCAAUAUUGUACGUGCAAAUAACCCUGCCUGCUGCAACAUCACCACCACCACCACCAAGGUGCAAAUAUUGUUCUGCAUAAACAGCAGAGGACAAGAGUACGGCAUAAACAUGAACGUAUAAAAUUAAAAUUGUCUGCAACAAUUCAUCGCAACUGCUGCAGUAUGGGGCACUGGGCAACGUAAGCCUUUCGUUGCACUAGAGAAAUACAAGCUUAAAAGUAGGCUGCUGGUCCAUUCCAUAAUAGCCCUUUUGCCAUCGAAAUACACUCUUUGGCCAACAGCUGCGAGUAAAAUAUGCUGUCCUGCAUACAUAAUACGGAACAUGACUAUGCCAAACAGAAUUUGUUUUGUGUGUGGGUCAAGCUAAAUUGGCUAACAGCAGCAUUAAGUAUUGGCAUCUGACACCAACUCGGACAGAAUGGCACUUCAAAACAAGAACGAAAAUGGAGUUCACACAUGCACACAUUAACGUAACCUGUGCAACUUGGAUGCUUUAGUACAAGCUCAACUGCCCCCUUUAACAUUCCUCAAUUGUAUUAGUAGCCAUGCUCAAGAGAUCAAUUUCUUCAGCUGUACUGCCUGCAUAUGAGAAGAUGCAACAGCUAGAAACAGUGGAUGCACCAUGCAAAGAAAAGUACUGCCAAGUGUUUAAAUAAAUGCUUAACCAUCACAAGGAACACCAGCACGUUCCAGCCAACUUUAUUGCAGACUGAAAGUAAGAACAUUUGUGUCUAAUUCGGUGAACAGCAGGAACACUGAGAUUAAAGAUGUUGUGUACA